AUGACAACUGCGGCUACGGCCGUGGGACCUACUAUUACCGAAAACGGCAUGGCUGAAAUUGAAAAGCCGGCAAAGUUUGGUCAACAGUCCGGGGAUCAUCCGGAUGAAGAUAAAACAACCAGCGAUAAACCAGAGACACCGACUUUGGAAACUCUGAACGUUGAGCAUGUUGUUUACCGGAACGGAAACAAGAAUUAUCCAAACCCAAGUGAGAGCUUUGACAUUAUUGAGCUGCCUCACACAUCCAAGGAUGAAUUGAAUGGACAUUUAGCGGGUCCAAUAACCGAAAUAUUAGUGCCAUCAUUGGAUGCGAAUCGUUAUGCGACGAAAAAAACCAUCGCGCAAGGAAUGCUGGAUAUCGCUUUGCUGACAGCCAAUGCAUCUCAAUUAAAAUAUAUUUUACAGGUGGGGAAGCAGCAUGAAUUUUAUACAUUAAUGUUAACAUUAAUCUGUUUGUCAAUAGGACUCCAGAUUGCUCAAGGACUAAUAUGCCUCCUAUUAGGAUCUUCAUACAACAUAAACAAAGAGCAAGACCACAAAAAGGCAAACUUGUGGAACAACGUAGUACUGACGAUGAUGUUAUUAACAGUCACUUUGCAUUAGGUGACAGUGGAAUUGAAGCCGGAGAAGUGACACUGAAGGCCGCGACGAAAACAUUUAUAAUAGUGAUGAGAAAAACACCGACAACUACGUAAUUAUUUAUCAUCUGGGCUUCAGGAGAUUUUGAUUUUCCCUUAAUGUCAAACCGGCCUUUGAAGAUCAAGCUGAUGCCAACGGCGAUCUGCAGGACCAGGCUGAACACGAUCAGGAAGACUAUUACAAAAAAUGUCGGGCUUUCGCGCUGGUACUCGAUGAGAUAUCUUAGCUGAUUGGCAUUCGCAGUUAUCAACGCCACGUCCAUCAUACCCUGGGCCACGGUUUUUUUAGCUGCGAAUGUAUACUCUUGUCGUUGGGCUCGGCGGGUUCUCUUGUCAGUUGUGUCUAUUGUUACGAUGCUUUCUUCUGUUCCAGCGACCUGUAUUUCUUCUUUGUCUUUUUUCUUUUCAUUGUCGGCUAUUUCUAGAGUUAUUUCCUCCAU
Cotesia congregata is the source of this 1078-nucleotide messenger RNA. NCBI's taxonomy places the organism in Eukaryota, Metazoa, Arthropoda, Insecta, Hymenoptera, Braconidae. The record is from the annotation of a GenBank genome assembly.